Molecule: messenger RNA, 1837 nt
Organism: Lasiosphaeria miniovina
Lineage: Eukaryota; Fungi; Ascomycota; Sordariomycetes; Sordariales; Lasiosphaeriaceae
Exons: 3
Coding region: 78-1640 (520 amino acids)
Source: RefSeq, a predicted model, not a curated record
CGCAGGCGCAGCAGGCCGGGGGGGACGGCGUCGACGUCGCGACGGCAGCGGCGAGCGUCACCAAACGGCAGCGGCCCAUGCUGCGGAUCAGGUGCCCGUACCGCGCACGGAACCCGCGCCGCUUCAACGUGCGCGAGCACCAAGGGUGCGCCAUGACGUACUUCACCCUCAUGUCGGACCUGAGGCAGCACGUGGUCAAGAAGCACGCGCGCGACGACACGUCCAUGUACUCGUGCGCGCGGUGCAACGAGAUCUUUGCAACCAAGUCGGAGCAGGAGACGCACGUCAAGCGGGCCGAGGGGUGCCCGAGCCGGGCGCUAGACCCCGAGGACGGCGUCGACGGCGAGACCAUCAUGCGCAUCCUGGACCGGCACCGCGAGACGACCAAGUCGGGCGGCGAGAUCCUGGUCGAGAAGCAGUGGGCCGAGUUGUGGAUGCUGAUUUUUCAUAAUGACGACCCGUGCGCCAUCCCGUCGUACAAAUACCACGCCGUGAUGGAAGACUGCGAGUUUGCCUUCGAGUGGAAGGGACUCGCACCAAUACUCGCCGACGCGCUGCAGCGGGAGCUCGGGCUAGGCGGGAACGACGAGACAACACAACUGCUACACCGGAUAUUGCUAGAGCACCUAGAAAUGGUAGUCAAGGCGUGUCAGGAGAAGGCGUGCGCCCUGCAGUACGCGAACCGGGCGCGCAUGUCCAACACCACCACCACCAACCACAACCGGCCCGGCGGCGGCGGCGGCGGCCAGCGCCGCAGCGAGGUCAUCUCGGUGCUGCACAGCCUGAUGGGGCAGUUCUCGCCGCGCGACUCGGGCAUCGGCACCGAGACGUCGUCGAACCGCGCGUCCGAGUGGCUGUCGCUGGCCAAUAUGCACGGCGGAAACAACAACAACAGCAACAACAACAACAACAGCGCGCAGUCACCAAUACUACACCGGCCGCCGUCGCAACUGCAGUAUCAACCACACUAUCCCUCUCCGGGAGGCUUCCACGGCGACAGGGCGUCGUUUGCGCCAAUACCGGUGCCGGCGCACGAGGUGGUGCCGCUGACGCCCGAGAACCUGGCGCGCAACGAGGCCGCCGCGAUGAUGGGGAGCGGCGAGACGGCCUACUUCGCGAUACGUGCCGGGCUGGCGAGUCCCUUGGAUGUCGGCCAGCAGUUCCCUUCGCCUAGUAAUGGCGCUGGGUACCCGCCGCCGCCCUAUGUCGUUGGAGGGAACGCUCGCGCUCAACUGUACGGACAGCAGCAGCAGCAGGUGUACCAUGCCGCGCAAGGGUUCGGGCAGCCGGGUGUGGGCCAGCAGCCGCGGCUGCAUAUACUCGACGAGGCGCAGGCGGUGCAGUUCUCUGCCGGCGCAGCAGGCAACAGCAGCGGCAGUAGGGACAGCUAUGGGAGCUAUUCGGCGCGGUACUCGCGCUCGCAGCACCCGCCUGCACCAGCACAAUCACAACAUUUCCUUUCGCAACAACAGCAGCAGCAGCAGCAGUAUCAUGCUGCGGCAAACUUCGGGUUCGGUGGCCAGGGCGUGCAUGCGACGGCGCUGCCGCAUGCCGGGGGGCAUAGUAUGCCGUUGGUUGAGAGCGGGUUUGCUGCCGCCGUGCCCGGCGUGGUCUGCACGGGGAACCCCAACAUGAUCUGAGUUGUGGACAUUACAAGCAGUGUAAUUAAAAACGCUCUUCUCGUACCUUACGUGGGGAGUAAUACUUAAUAAUGCAUGGGCAUGAUGGGCCCUUCUUACUCGCGCAUGGCAAUGGGCAGGCAGGUGAUGACCGGCGGGAUCCGCAUGUAGUGGCAGUCGAUAUUAGACAUGCCUCGCCUAAUUAAUGAUCGCCUAAU